This is a messenger RNA of Brugia malayi, 420 nucleotides long. RefSeq lists its product as uncharacterized. The transcript is spliced from 4 exons. Lineage: Eukaryota; Metazoa; Nematoda; Chromadorea; Rhabditida; Onchocercidae. The record is from RefSeq and is a predicted model, not a curated record. Bases 1 to 420 code for a protein of 139 amino acids.
AUGGGUGACAUUAGCCUGAACACUCGUUAUUUGAGCAGCAACCGUGGUAUUAUCAAAAUUGUGCAGAUCGUUCUCGGUUUCGUUAUCUGUUCUCUCCUUUGCACUUCAUGGUAUGGUGGUCGUUCAUGCUUCGGUGAAGGUCGAAUUGGAUUUUGUUCCGGAUUGAACUUUGUCGUUCUGAUCAUCAAUAUUGUCCUUUUUAUCAUCAAUUUCCUCAACAUCACUGCAUGGAAAAUGGAACGAGUGUAUUCAGCGAUAUGCAUGGUACUUUUCCUAGUUGCGAUAAUCCUUAUCAUCUGGUUUAUUGUCGAAGUGAGCAAUAACCAAACAUACCUCAUUAUUACAACUGUUUGUUUCAUUGUCGAAUGUCUUUUGUUCCUGCGAGAUGUGAAGAUUCUUCAGGGCGAAGCUUCCAACUGA